UCCAAACAUUUAUCAGAAUGAAACAAUGUGACAAUAUAAGCAGUCACGGUUAUGAUUUUUUUUACAUGCAAUGUUGGUGGUAUAUAAUGAUUUCGAAGCAACCAUUUUGCGACACUUGGAUAUUAUACGCAAUAUUAGUAACAACGGAAUAAGUUUCAUAAAGUUAUGAAAUUAAAAUUGUUUUGGAUUAAUAUUUUUUUUAGUUUUAUUUCAUAUAUUGUACGCAUUGAAGCUCUAGUUUCUGAUAGUUUAACUAAGAUCCUUCGAGGAAAUUAUAACAACAUAAGAAUACCUCUGCUUUUGAAUCAAUUAUGCAACGAAUCACAAGGAGAUGAUGGUGUAUUACGAGACGCGUGUUAUGGGUGUUUUUUUCGAGCAACCAACAGACCACCAGGUUAUCCAUUGCUUUUGGCUAUGUCUAAUUGUGGAGAUCUUUAUCUGGAUAAUACUAAUUAUGGUUCGUGUCAAGCAUAUUUAAGAAAUGCAUCAAGAAAUAUCGACAUUCGAUCAAGCCCAUCAAUAAUUUAUUGUACAUUUUUGGAAUGUAUUCGUCAAGUCAACAAGGAUUCCCUGGAAGCUCGAGCAUUUUCGAAUCGAAGAUCUAGAUCAAGUAAAUCUACCUUAAUAUCAAAAUUCAACCCUUUAGCAACUUUUUGGCCACAAUAUGUUGUAGCUCAACGCGCUAUUUGUAUUAUAAAUGCCAACCGUAGAACUAUUCUUCCAUUUACUAUUAGACCUGAUGCAGAACCUAUCUCUCCUCGGUGGUAAAUAAUGAUGUAUAUAUAGAUAACCAAUAUGAUCAUUUUCAAUAUCAUAACAUUUGAAUAAUUGAUUAUAGAUUCGUACGUGUGUGGGUGAAGCUCUUGACAUGAUAUCCAAUUUUACAGUGAAUGACAUCCAACUUGCUCAACUUUUUGUUAAUACAACAGCUUGUAUUCUAGCUAAGACACGUUGUGGAAUAAUGAAU
This is a messenger RNA of Chelonus insularis, 967 nucleotides long. RefSeq lists its product as uncharacterized. Lineage: Eukaryota; Metazoa; Arthropoda; Insecta; Hymenoptera; Braconidae. The coding region runs from base 166 to 768 and encodes 200 amino acids. The transcript is spliced from 4 exons. The record is from RefSeq and is a predicted model, not a curated record.